This is a messenger RNA of Ceratina calcarata, 1546 nucleotides long. Its product is annotated as heart- and neural crest derivatives-expressed protein 1. Gene Ontology annotation, biological process: axon development; sensory organ development; positive regulation of transcription by RNA polymerase II. NCBI's taxonomy places the organism in Eukaryota, Metazoa, Arthropoda, Insecta, Hymenoptera, Apidae. The record is from RefSeq and is a predicted model, not a curated record. Bases 593 to 1330 code for a protein of 245 amino acids. Gene Ontology annotation, molecular function: DNA-binding transcription factor activity, RNA polymerase II-specific; protein dimerization activity; E-box binding. The transcript has 3 exons. Gene Ontology annotation, cellular component: nucleus.
GACUGACUCAGCCAUAAUCGAAUUGUACUAUUAAUUUCUAGCAACUCUGUACUUGGAAUUUCUGAAGAAAAUAAACGAUUUACCGCCUUGUAUUGACCCUCAUUGUAGGAAUUGAAAUGAACAACGUCGGUUCUUAUCUAAAUCAACAGGUACUCUUCAGCUUCUGUGCGAGGGAUCGGCCGGCGAUAAAAGGAACAGGAAAGGGAAAAAUAAAAAGAGGUGGUGGCGACGGCGAAGACGACGAGGAGAGGGUAGAUGCAGGAGCCCAGAAUGGGCCACCAGGUGCACCUAUAGAAUCGACAUGAAACCAAGUGGGAACCAUAUGUUGAUGCAGUGAAGGACGCGGCACGCGCCACACUCAAACUUCAGCCUUUACGUCGCGAGGACCUCCUCCUCUAUUUUCCAAACCGUCUGAUCUUCUCAAUUCUGACUUCAAUCCUUGAACAUCUCGUCUGACACCCACUGAAGAAUGAAGAGGAUUAAAGUCUCCAAACUUGGAAUAAGUGCGAACGGUUACUGUGAUAGAAUUCAAUAUGGAUAAACAUUUGUGAUUCUGUUUAAAUUUACAAAAGUUAAACAAGGACACAAGGAAAUGGCUCUCCUAUCAAACCACCACGAAUACCCAAUAUCCAAUGACAUGAUAACAACCACCUACCCCGCGAGACCUCACGACAAUCUCUAUCCCUCCCCCUACAGUUCUCCAAAUUACGAACCGGUCAAAGUGCCUUACAGUGACAAUUACGUGCAUAAAAAUGAAAUAACUCCGCGAAAAGACGUGAUUAAUUAUGGCAAAGAAGAGAUCUACGAGAGGAGUUUCAGCGUGCUCACACCUGUGACUCCCCACAGGUACGAGGGCCACAAGGUGACUCAUGCCACGUCGGCUGAUGCGUUGCACGAGGACAACUCCGUCGACUAUUGCCCAGCAGGGUAUUGCUACGAGACUCCGCCGCAGGACCAGAAGUACCAGAUCGUAGACGAUCACGCCCAAAAGCCGGUGCACGCGCUCCAGGACCAGAGGAGAGACCGCUGGGAACCUGUAACAUCAGCACAGAAACAGAUAUCGCCGACGAACAGUCCUAGGAAGGGCAGGCGACGCUCCAGAGACAUACCGCCGUCGCCAAGCGUCUUGAAGCGUCGACGGUUGGCCGCGAACGCGCGCGAGAGACGUCGUAUGAACGGGCUGAACGACGCGUUUGAUAAAUUACGCGAAGUUGUACCGAGUCUUGGUGCUGAUCACAAGCUCAGCAAAUUCGAGACGCUGCAAAUGGCACAGACUUACAUCGCGGCGUUGUGCGACCUCCUCCAGAGACACGACGGCAAGUGGCAAUAGAGGAUUUUUUAAUUAGAAUUAUAUCUGCACAGUUUUUCUCUUUUCACCAAACGCUUGGAUUAUAAAAGUUUGCAGCAGGUUUUUGCAAUGCAUUUCUUACAAUUGUAUAUAAUUUUGAGUGUCUAUGUUAUUAGAAUUUGCACACUUUAGUUGUAAGAGACGGCUAACAGUCCAAAGAGGAAUGAAUAGACUAAAGAAUAAAAAGCCAGAAUUGUU